CCCUUUUCGAUCAUUCUUUGUUUUGUACCUCUGCCAUCAUCCUGAGCAACUCUUCUCUUUCUCCUCCUCACUCUCCACUCGCCUCCAGCGCCUUCAUUCAUCCUGACCCCUUCUUUCAUCUUUCUCCAGAACCCUGAUCUCCACGAUCGCAAAUUCACAUUACAACAACACUUCAGGACAACACAUCACAUACAAUAUGUUGAGAAACGCAAACGGACAUUUUGAUUGGCAGUUCAUUACUCCACCUGUUCAUUCCACGUUCAUGGGAAAGGGCUUCCAGACGAUCGAGCGACAUGUGGACGAGCGACUCGAGAACGAGACCGAGGAAACCUUGAACGCUCGUAUCAAAGCUGACAUCGUCGUCAUGUGCCAGGACCGAGGCCUGCCUGCUGAGGGCGAAAAGAAGCAGUUGAUCAAGUACUUGCUGGACUGGCAAAAAGCAAAGCCAGUACCAGGCCCAUCGACACCUCAGCUAUAUUGUCCUGAGAUACCGGUUGUGUCCAAGAAGGCAGCCAUCAACACUGUGUAUCUGAACUCACUACUGAUGGAUGCCAACUUCCAGGGUGAAAUCACAUAUGAUCAGAUUCAAGUAGGACGGAAGCUAGGAUCUGGAGGAUUCAAGGAUUGCUAUGCCGGAAAAUACAAAGGCGAGGAUGUGGCUAUUGGACAACUCAGGAUCCAGAACUUCACAGAGACGGAUAUCAAAGAGAUGAAGCAUGAGAUCGAUGUGCUCAAGCAACUGAGGCAUGAAAACAUUGUGCGUUUUGUCGGGGUUUGCACCAACGUUCGACACCUCUGCAUUGUUACAGAGCUUUGUGAGCACGGUGACCUGUACGAUUAUAUGCGCAAAGCUCGAAGACCCACCUUUGGCCGAAUGAUCAUGUACAUGCAUGAUAUCGCCUUGGCCUGCUCAUAUCUCCAUACACGCCGACCAAGUAUCAUCCACAGAGACAUGAAAUCCAUGAACAUUCUGAUUUCGUCUGACGACAGAGCCAAGAUCAAUGAUUUUGGUCUCGCCCGAAUCCGUCCUCGUGCCAACGCUUCGAUGCACACCCAAUGCGGAACACCCAACUGGCAAGCACCCGAGUUCUGGACACCUAACCCCCGCUACACCGAAAAGGUCGACGUUUAUGCCUGCGGACUAAUCUUUUGGGAGAUCCUCUCCUGGGCUGACCUCGGAUACCCUUAUCACAACUUGACCGAGCAUCAACUGUAUGAGGCCGUGCGGGACAAGGAUGUGAGGCCGCCCCUGGAUAGGCUCAGAAAGUAUCCUACGUCGCUGUUGUCGCUUAUUCAGGACAUGUGGAGGAAAGAUCCGAGAAGGAGGCCAACAAUGUCGUAUGUCGUUGAUCGCCUUGCAGAGUACUUGCAGUGAGGCGAGGCAUGAGUUGACUCGCUCCUGUUAUAUCUGUUUGCAUACAAUUUGUAUAUACCGCAUAAUAUCCAAUUCAUCGCCAGCACCAUAUGCCAUCCAAUGACAG
Gamsiella multidivaricata is the source of this 1481-nucleotide messenger RNA. Its product is annotated as kinase-like domain-containing protein. Gene Ontology annotation, molecular function: protein kinase activity; ATP binding. Gene Ontology annotation, biological process: protein phosphorylation. The record is from RefSeq and is a predicted model, not a curated record. The coding region runs from base 197 to 1375 and encodes 392 amino acids. Lineage: Eukaryota; Fungi; Mortierellomycota; Mortierellomycetes; Mortierellales; Mortierellaceae. The transcript has 10 exons.